This is a messenger RNA of Hippocampus comes (tiger tail seahorse), 1202 nucleotides long. It is a transcript of the gene chchd6b, whose product is annotated as coiled-coil-helix-coiled-coil-helix domain containing 6b. The transcript is spliced from 9 exons. Gene Ontology annotation, cellular component: mitochondrion; MICOS complex. The record is from RefSeq and is a predicted model, not a curated record. NCBI's taxonomy places the organism in Eukaryota, Metazoa, Chordata, Actinopteri, Syngnathiformes, Syngnathidae. The coding region runs from base 161 to 886 and encodes 241 amino acids.
GUGCGGGCACAGUGACCUUGAUUGGACCGUUUUGACCAGCAGUAGCGGGCGGCCGAGGGAAGCCGCUGUCAAGUAGAUGUCGACCUGUCGGGAAAUAAAGCUAACUUAAACCAAAAAACAAAACACACACACACCAAGUGAGACGGAGAAGUCGUUCGAAAUGGGAGGAAAUGGCAGCACGGCGAGGAAAGUGUCAUUCGAACUGGACGAGGAAGAGAAGGUCACUGUUAUUGAAGGAGUGAAGCUGUCAGAGGAUGUUCUCAGCCGAAUGAGGGAUGCUCAGGGGUCUUGCAGUACCAACACGACGCCAGCUAAGCAAGACAAUCACAAAACAUCAAGUUUAAAAUCUCCCGGCCCCUCUGCCACAGAACUACAGGAAGAAAUUCGUAGAAACUUUGAGAAUCAGCAGGCACUGGUGCAGAAGCAGUUGGCCGCACUUGCCCAGAGGGAUAGAGACACUGCAAGCUCGGUUGGGUUGGAUGGUCUUAGCCCUUCGCUCAUUGUUGAGAAAGAGAAGGCCCGGGAAGAACAAGAGAAGUCAAAGCUACUGCCUGCCGAUUUAGAUGCCUGGGCCAGACAGUUGGAGAGGAAGGAACAAGAGUUGGCCAGCAUUUCCAGCUUCUAUAAAGAUCAACUUGAGAUACUGGAGAAGAAAAAUCUUGAAGCUUACAAGCAGACGGCUGAAGAGUACAACCAGGCAGCCACCAAAGCAGAGGCUCACAUCAGGCCCCGGCAGACCGCGUCAGUGUGCACUGAGCUGCAGGCCAAGGUGCUCCAGUGUUACAGAGAAAAUCCCCAGCAAACCCUGCACUGCUCCAGUUUGGCCAAACAGUACAUGACCUGUGUCCAGCAAGCCAGGAAGAUUUCACCGACCAAUCACGGAUGAGAAGCCCCAAGCAAGAAAAGCAUGACGAGCAGACGUGAAGAAGAGGGAGCGUGUCAAAUCCCUCCAAUUCUUGCUUCCCUCGAUGCUUUCUGUUAGACAUCCAUCCAUUUAUUUAUUUAGCCACCACCACUGAAGAGUUUCCCUCUUCCUCCUUCACUCACCAUCCUUCAAUUUUUUUUUCUUCUUCAUUUUUGAGUGUAUUAUCUUGAUUUGUCUCUCUGGAGUGUAUGAUGCCUUGAUUUAUUGUCAAGUUGCGCAGGCACACCCGUGCCUUCUCGGAAAUAAAUCCAGGUGAUCCGGCGGUGAUGAGACGACA